Brassica napus (rape) is the source of this 957-nucleotide messenger RNA. Its product is annotated as glutathione S-transferase T3-like. Bases 1 to 957 code for a protein of 318 amino acids. Lineage: Eukaryota; Viridiplantae; Streptophyta; Magnoliopsida; Brassicales; Brassicaceae. The transcript is spliced from 3 exons. The record is from RefSeq and is a predicted model, not a curated record.
AUGAGGCCUCCUCGUGUCUCUCGCUCUCCUAGCAAAUUCUCGGCGACUCUCUGGGACGAUCUCCUCGACGCCUCCGUGAUCUCUUCUCCUAAUCUCUCGUCGAAGAUAAUCUCUCCUCGACGGCUCACCUCGAUGAAGAAAGCCUUCGCCUCUGUCUCCGAAAUUCAAAAUGAAAGAUGGAGUGAUGAAGAGACGAAUGUUCGUCAAACAAGAAGCGUCUCACUCCGUAAAGAAAGAAGAACCUGGACGCCAACAGACGAUGUCGUUCUCAUCAGCUUGUGCUUAAACACGAGCAAAGAUGCAGUAAUUUGGAAUGAGCAAAGGUCGCUUACCUUCUGGAAAAGAAUUGUUGGGUACUACAAUGCUAGUCCUAAGCUUGCUGGCUGUGAAAAGAGAGAGGCGACUCACUGUAAGAAUCGUUGGCAGAAGAUCAAUGACGUUGUUUGCAAGUUUUGCGGUGCAUAUGAAGCAGCUACCAGAGAGAAAACCAGUGGACAAAAUGAGAAUGAUGUUCUGAAGCUAGCACACGAAAUCUUCUUCACCAACUAUAAAAAAAAAUUCACUCUUGACCAUGCUUGGAAAGAGUUGCGUAAUGACCAAAAGUGGUGUGAGUUGUCGACAGCUAAAAAUGAUGGAAGCUCCAGAAAGAGGAAGUGUGGGGAUGUAUCACAUUCAGCAAGCUCUAAAUGUCCUGAAGCCAAUUCCACUGAUGAUGAUGAAGCUACAAAUCGACCCCUGGGAGUCAAGGCAGCAAAGGCCGGUUCUAAGAAAACAAUGGGAGAUGGGAAAGAUCUGUCUAAGUUUCAGACAAUAUGGAGCAUCAAAAAGGAAGAUUUGGCUUUGAAAGAAAAACUGUCUAAAAUUAAGCUUCUCGAGGCUCUCAUUGCUAAACAAGGACCACUUGCGGAUUAUGAAGAAACUUUGAAGCAGAAACUCAUUACUGAGUUGAUGCAGUAA